CCCACGCGCGCGAUGCCGGCCGCGCACGUCUCGCGGGUCCGGGCCCUGUAUCGGCGCAUCUUGCUGCUGCACCGGGCGCUGCCCCCGGACCUCAAGGCCCUGGGCGACCAGUACGUGAAGGACGAGUUCCGGAGACACCGGGCGGUUGGUCCCGACGAGGCCCGGCGUUUCUUGCAGGAAUGGGAGGCAUAUGCAGCAGUGCUAUGGCAACAAGCUAAUGAAAACAGCCAAAAUUCAACUGAAAAAGCAUGUUUUGGAGCUGCCCUACCAGAAGAGAAGCUUCAUGACUUUCGUGACGAACAAAUAGGACAGUUGCAGGAGCUGAUGCAAGAAGCCACUAAGCCCAACAGGCAAUUUAGUAUUACCGAAUCCAGGAAACCCAAGUGUUAGUCUGUGCAAUAAAGCUUAACCAAGCGUUCACAGUUCAGAACCCCUUAUUUUAACCAUCAUUGGUUUUUAAAUUUUUUUUACGCUUUUAGGUUUUGAGAAUGUCUGUUGUCAAUGAAAUAUAUAAAUAUGUAUAUGUGUGUGUGUGUAUUUGGCGAUGUUGUGAAUGAUCUUUGCAAUGUAUAGAUCAGACCACCAGUGGAUGGAAUUUUACACUAUUGAGCUAAGUAACAGUGCUGGCAGGGUGGGAUUCCAUUUUUGGACUAAACAAGUUUGUCUAACUUGUGGAAUUUUGGUAAAAAAAUGUUAAUGCUACUCUUGUUCAAGCAUUAGCUUAGGUUUAUCAGAUAAAUACAUC
Molossus molossus (Pallas's mastiff bat) is the source of this 745-nucleotide messenger RNA. RefSeq names its product succinate dehydrogenase complex assembly factor 3 (gene SDHAF3). The transcript has 2 exons. The coding region runs from base 13 to 390 and encodes 125 amino acids. Gene Ontology annotation, biological process: mitochondrial respiratory chain complex II assembly; succinate metabolic process. The record is from RefSeq and is a predicted model, not a curated record. NCBI's taxonomy places the organism in Eukaryota, Metazoa, Chordata, Mammalia, Chiroptera, Molossidae. Gene Ontology annotation, cellular component: mitochondrial intermembrane space; mitochondrion.